UCGCACCCGGAAACAAACCCCCACUUCCGGAAUCAAACCCCUCCUACUUCUCUGAGCGCGAAGUUCAUUUGUGCCGAAGAUGGGCUAGUGUGAGGACCUCCUCAGAACUCCGAUGCAUUUAGGAAAAACGUAUAUAAUGCAAAAAGAACUUACAGUUUGUAGGACUUUCGUCGUCUUUUCGAUGCUGUUGUCCUCGAGCAAGCAUUCGUUGUCUGAACUCUUUGAUGGAAGAAAAGCCUUCACAUCCGCAACAAGCGAGCCUUCAACGACUUCACGGCGGUCUCCUGUGGACUCUCCGGCGAAAGAAAAGCCUCAGCAGCCUCCGCAAGCAAGUCUUCAACGGAGGGACAUUUGACCUCUUUUUCGACAAUUUUGUCCGGGAACAAUUCUUCAACGGCAGGAGUCUUUUGCGGGUUUAAAACUUCCUCCUCCUCCGCAAGCUGGUCUUCGGAACGUUUUGGCGGGAAGUGUGAUGCCUACUCGGUUAAGACCAUCCACCGGGCCAAAGGGGUAAAAGAAACAUCUGCAUGGAGCAUCAAGCCAAGGUGGAGGAUGUGUUUUUGUGCCCCAGGACACUGAUGGGCGCCAUGGAUUGUCAGAGGGACACCUUGGAGAGGAUAUUCCGGGUGUCGUUAGUCAUCGACACCCACAACCUGCCGCAGUUCUCGCCCGGGUCUAUGUUUUUGCAGCUACAAGGGGAGAUCCGUGAUGUUAAAGCUGCAAAGUUAUUUUUGAGAGGACUUAUCAACCAGGAGGAGCAGCAAGAGCUGUCCUAUCCUGUAGUGCUGAACUGCAUCUUCUGUGGGGCCAGGGGCAUCUUUUUAGACUGCAUCAUUAAGAGCACCUCAGCACACAUUGUGGUGGGCUCCCCAGGCUCCCUGCUCAUAUCCGGUCUUGCUGUUGCUGUGGUGCAAGCGUACUCCCUCAUUACAGACUUGAUUGAGAGAUAUAAUGGCAUGCAGGUCGGACGCUUGGAGACUGAAGACAAGACUUCAGAUGAGUUGUGUGUUUCCCGCCGGGUCUUUAAGGCUCUGGUGGAAAAGUGUGAGGACCGACAUAUCCUGGAUCUCCUGGUGCUGCCUGGGUCUGUAAAGGAAGCCCUACUGGACUUAGUGAACGAGACAGGACUUGGGGCAAACAAGAUGCUAGAUGUUCAAGCUGAAUGUUCAGCAUUGCAUGAGGUCAGCCUUCCUAGGGUGACUUCUGGUGCUCUAAGUGCUCCUAAGAAAAACCAAGUUGAAAGUCCAGAAAAGGUGGAAGAACUGUUGCAGGGGGAACAGAUGGAAACAUCAGGGAGUGGGGACAAGGAGAGCGUGCAGAUGCCACCAGAGGCAAACAAGGAAUUCAUGCUUAUGUUGAAGUUUUUCACAGCCAUGGGUUUCAAGGAAGAAAUAGUGAAACGAAUCCUGAGCCAAGUAGGGCCCACAGAGGCAGUUGAGAUACUGGACCUGGUUCAGCAAGAGCAUGAUUUUGGGGACUUUGAUAGUCAGAGCCAAAAGAACUCGCCUUGUGAGACGGAAGAUGAGACUGCAGGAGGUGAAGGAGGCAGAAAUGUGUCAAAAGAAGUCGGUGAACAUCAGAAAGAUGGGGACUUUGUGUCAGAGGUGGUAAAGAAAGCCGCUGUGAGCUGUGGCUACAAAGAGCAUGAGGUGACCAAGGUUUACAAUGAGUUACCCGACGGAUCCACUGGCCAGUUUCUCCUGGAGCUGCAGAAGGAGGGUGGCAGCAAGAAGAAAACAUCCAGGAAGGUAGAAACAGGACUAGACAUCUCGGUAAAGGAUGAGAAUGACAAAGCUGCAAUGACGAAGCGUGAUGGGCCCGUGCAAAAUGAGGACAGAAAUGUUUCACAAAAAGAAAAACUAACCGGAUAUCGUGAUUGGUUCUGUUCUGAGAAAGUCACACCACACCCCGAUUCUGUCAAAGGACCACCCAUGCCUAUGUAUGUCGCGUCUUCUGAUCCCCCGCUCCAAAAUGUCAAAGGACAAAAGUCCCCAUCCCCGAGGUGCCCAAAGGAAGCACCCCCCGCUGAGCGAUCUCUCAAAAGGUUCAAGGAACACCGCGGUUUGGCCUCUGCUUCUUCAGUGGUGGUGACAGGGGAGCAGCGUUUCCUUGAGGGUCUGCAGACACCCUUUGGCCUCCAGUUAAUAGACAAGCCAGGGAAUCCCAAGCUAAGGACUAUCGUCAUAGAUGGGAGUAACGUGGCAAUGAGUCACGGGCUGGGACAAUUCUUCUCAUGUCGAGGUAUUGCUCUGGCUGUUCAGCACUUUUGGGACCGUGGUCAUCGUCACAUUAGCGCCUUGGUGCCCCAGUGGAGGCAAAAGAAUGACCCUCGCAUCAGAGAGCAGCACUAUCUGAGUGAGCUGCAUAAACUUGGCCUUCUGUCUUACACUCCUUCCAGGGUGGUCAGUGGGAAGAGGAUUUGCUCGUAUGAUGACAGACAAAUGCUGCAACUUGCACAGAAGACUGAUGGAGUGAUCGUGACUAAUGACAAUCUUAGGGACCUCUUGGAUGAGUCGCUUGUGUGGAGGGACAUCAUCAAAGAGAGACUGCUCCAGUACACGUUUGUUGGCGAUCACUUUAUGGUUCCAGAUGACCCACUUGGAAAAGGAGGGCCUCAUUUGGAUGACUUCCUCUCUGCAGAGCACAGGACACCCGAUCCUGGAAACCACUCAUUUGCUGGUGUCGCCACCAAUGCCCCCCUUUUGAUUCCUCCACGCUCACAAACCGAAGUCUUGGACUUCCGAGACCGAACAGCAGGCGGAACAAUGGGUGCAGCUGGUGGAGAGACCCAGGGCGGGGUGGCAUGGGAAGUGGAGCCCCAGCACAGAACACCAGAGGACACGGCGAGCUUGAGGGAGCAACUCUCUCAAGUCUUUACGGGUCAGAGCGACAUUGUAACGCUGGUGCUGAAUCUCUGCCCAGCAGAGACUGACAUUAAUGUGCUUUCAGAGUUUCUUUUAGAACUUUAGGAAGACUAUCAAUGUUUAUUUUUGUGUCUGCUUUUAUCAGACUUAUUUUAAACGCAGCCACAUUCCCUAUGCAGACCUGCUGUUCGCCAUGAUGCGCACCAGAGCUUGCACCGGGUGUUCAUUUAUGUCACUCACAAAGAAAACUUAUUUCAAAAGGACAAUCCUGUUGUUCCACUUUCAGUUCCUGUAAAAAAAAAAGAGAAGCAUUUUCUUAAUUUCCACCAAUGUAGUUAAGCUAAUGUCAACAAUAUUUGUCUGACUUAUUUUCUAAGACAGACACUUUGUGGAAUAUCAUGGAAAAGGUUCAAAGAAGCCGAUCAUCAGUGUUAACCACACCAUGUUGUACUUUACAGAGGAGCAUCAGCUUGCUCCAUCUGACCGGUUGGGUGACUUUUGUACAGCACUGCAGUUAUUUAAAGGACAUCCUCUGACAGAAUUGUUGAUUCGUUUCCAUGCUAAAUUAUGCUUCAAGGUGUAUUUUUAAAUUUGUACAGUUUAUUGAUUAUUAAAUAUAUAUGUAUAUACAGUAUAUUGUAUAUAGUGACCCAGUUCACUAGAGUGCUGAAACAAAAGUGACUUUUCUGUUCUUGAUUUAAAGAGAUGAAAGUGCCACAUGGUGGCUACAGGAUGUGUAGUGCUGGUGCCUCACAAAAAGAUGGUUCUGCAGAUCCCCGAGCUCAGGGUCUUUCCGCGUGGAGUUUGCAUGUUCUCCCCAUUACUCCAGCUUCCUCCCCCCUCCGAAGACAUGUACCUGGGGAUAGGUUCAUUGGCAAAAACAAAAUUGGCCCUAGUGUGUGAAUGUGAGUGUGAAUGUUGUCUGUCUGUGAAGACUUGUCCAGGGUGUACCCUUUCUGCCCGAGUGCAGCUGGUACUCCGAAAGGAACAAGCAAUGGAAAAUGGAUGGAUGGUGUGAAUAGUAAUGUUUUGUCCAUGUUGUACAAACGUAAAAUGUUUUGACUUUGGAGCAAAACACCCUCAGACCAGAUAUUCUGUUUUCAUUUGAAGACUUGUUUAAAUAAAAACAAUAUCGAUGCAGUACUCCA
Molecule: messenger RNA, 4012 nt
Organism: Nerophis lumbriciformis (worm pipefish)
Lineage: Eukaryota; Metazoa; Chordata; Actinopteri; Syngnathiformes; Syngnathidae
Gene: khnyn
Product: KH and NYN domain containing
Cellular component (GO): nucleus; cytoplasmic ribonucleoprotein granule
Molecular function (GO): RNA endonuclease activity; mRNA binding
Source: RefSeq, a predicted model, not a curated record